Molecule: messenger RNA, 2850 nt
Organism: Micropterus salmoides (largemouth bass)
Lineage: Eukaryota; Metazoa; Chordata; Actinopteri; Centrarchiformes; Centrarchidae
Product: UDP-glucuronosyltransferase 2A2-like
Exons: 2
Coding region: 693-2312 (539 amino acids)
Molecular function (GO): UDP-glycosyltransferase activity
Source: RefSeq, a predicted model, not a curated record
CCAAAUUAUAGUGUAUGAGGUGCAAAUUAAGGGGCACAAUUCUUGCAGCAUAUAUAAAUCAACACUUGUUUCUUUUUUUCUUGUCUUUGUAUUUUAAGAUAUCACUAAGUCUCAUACAGAAGAGGUCUCACUGCAUUUUAAAAGAAUAUGGCGCAGGGACUGUGUGUAGACCAUAAUGUUUAACCAUUGUACAGUAACUGUUAUAUAACAAGGUACAAGGUAGUUUAUCAUUAUACAGCACAAGGUUGUAUAAAAAAGAAAGUUUGUAUUCCCUUAAUUCUACACACACACAAUUAAACCUAAUUAAAUGUGGAUUAAAAUAUGGUAACAUAUAAAAUAAAUUUAAUAAAACAAUAUAUACUACAGUUAAUUAUAUACAUAGACGUUGGCAUACAUACAUAACAUUAGACAGUUCAUUUUUUGAAUUUGCAUCGGGGGUGAAUGUAAACAGCAGCAUUAAGAAGAUAAUAUGGUUUCAUCUUCACAUAAAAAAGUCUGACAUUUGGGCAAUGUCCAUUUUCACACUGCAACACUGGCUCAUUGCACUGUGAGGGUUAUGCUUCUCUUUCUAAGAAUCUCUUGUUACAUCUGUCUUGAGGGUGGGACAAAAGAAACCAGGAAGUAUUUUAUACUUUCCCUGGUCUGCUUUGUUUUGUUUGGGUUUUAACUAUCUGGCGAGAGAAUUUGUUGACAUGAGUGCCAGGAAAGUUUUCACUACAGCACCGUAUUUGAAGAUGUUUUUGUCAUGUGCUACCGUCGUCUCUGUUUUGGCUGUCAUUAUUCCAGCUGCCUGCGGUGGGAACGUUCUGGUAUUUCCACAUGACGGCAGCCACUGGGUGAACAUGAGGGUACUUGUUGAAGAGCUGCAUUCAAGGGGACACGCUGUGACUGUCAUUCGGGUUGCAGACAGCUGGUACAUCAGUGAAACAUCUCCACAUUACAAGACUGUUACAGUGGAUGUUGCCGGCGGUGCAAAUGAGGAUUUUUUUCGUCUCUUUGUCUCUGAAGUUAUAAAAAUUAAACGCAGCAAGGGGUCUGUGUGGGCCCGUUUUGCUUUAGACAUGGAGUUAAAAGACAAGUUCUAUGAAUUGCACAGGAAAGUCUGUGAAGUGGUCGUGUACAUGCUUGAAAAUAAAGAGUUAAUGAAGUCCUUUCAAGACGCCAAGUACGAUGCUGUUUUGACGGACCCUGCAAACGGAGGAGGAGUAAUCCUGGCUCACUACCUCGGGUUGCCGUUAGUUUUUAAUGCUAGAUGGACUGUUCAUGGCGAAGCCCACUUUGCUGUUGCGCCCUCUCCACUUUCCUACGUCCCACUUCCACCUUCAGAAUUAACAGAUCAAAUGACUUUCUUUGAGAGGGUCAAAAACGUGGUUUUUUAUACAAUGAGGAUGCAUCUGUACAAGCAGGUAGUUGGGCCACAUUAUUCUGCAUUGUGCAGCCGCUAUAUUGGCCCAGAUGUGGACUACUUCUCCCUGUUUCAAGCUGCAGACCUGUGGCUCAUGAGAGUGGACUUUGUGUUUGAGUUCCCUCGUCCCACAAUGCCCAAUAUCGUCUAUAUGGGAGGGUUCCAGUGUAAACCUGCAAAACCUCUGCCUCAACAUCUGGAAGAGUUUGUGCAGAGUUCUGGAGAGGAUGGAGUCGUCAUCAUGUCUCUGGGCACUUUGAUUGGAGAUCUUGCCCAUGACCUGGCUGAUGAGAUCGCUGCAGCUUUUGCCAAAUUACCUCAAAAAGUAAUCUGGAGAUAUAAAGGUGACAGACCAGCCACUCUGGGCAACAACACUUUGCUCGUCGACUGGAUGCCACAGAAUGACCUCCUAGGACAUCCAAAUAUUAAGCUCUUUGUAAGUCAUGGAGGAACAAAUGGAAUAUAUGAGGCUAUAUAUCAUGGAGUUCCAAUCAUAGGCAUUCCCAUUGUGUUCGAUCAAGCAGACAACCUCUCCAGACUGAGAGCAAAGGGCGUUGCAAAGGUUAUAGAUGUUUCUGAAUUGGAUAGGAAAAUAUUUCAGGAUGCCCUACAGGAAGUCCUGAGUGAGCCCUCCUACACGAGGAACAUGCAGAGACUCUCCAGACUGCACAGAGAUCAGCCGAUGAAGCCACUGGAUACCGCCCUCUUCUGGAUAGAGUUUGUCAUGAGACACAAAGGUGCAGCUCACCUGAGAACAGAGUCCUACAGGCUGCCCUGGUAUUCCUACCAUUCUGUUGAUGUCAUGUUAUUUUUACUAACGAUCGCACUACUUAUUUUGCUAUGUUUUGCUUGGUUAGUAAGAUCAUGUUUUAGAUUGUGUUUGAAAAGGAAAGUGAAAUCUGACUAACCAUGAAAGAUGGAUCAAGCAUGUUCAUAUUGGUUAAUAUACAGUAUAUUACCCAUAUGACAGCCAGUCUGGCUGUGAUCAGCUGAAUACAGAUGAGAGUUUUUUGAACUGUGCUUUGAAUUGACUGCAAGUUACUAGAAGACUACUAACUGUUAAAAAUAAAUAAAUAAACUGCCAGUUUUGAAUGCUAACUUGCAAGAGUCUGAAUGCUGUAUGCAUGCAUCAGUUUAACAUUUAUUUGGUUUUAACCAAAUGAAACUGUGAAAACUCACAGCAAAUGCAAACUACCAUAAGACUAUUAGACUAACCAAUUUCAGCUCUCCUAUAUUCUGUAUAUUCCUGUAUUGGAUUGUAACAUAGGAGAAAAACCUAUUUUUCCCACCAGCAUAUGUUUGUCCUGCUGAAAGCACAGCUCUAGGUUUGUUAAAAUGAAUGUAUUUAAAAAGCGGAUCUAAAUUAGGCUUUGUUGAUACCUUUAUCAGACAGCUUUUCCCAGGCUGUUAAAGUAAAAUGCCAGAUAUAAAAAAAAAAAAAAAAA